AUGCUUCCAACCCCAGAUACAUCCCACGUGCCCUAUUCGCGCGUCUACGAACCGGCCGAGGACUCCUUCCUCCUCCUGGACACGCUCUCUUCCCCCUCGGAAACGGCCUUUCUGCAGACGGCCUUCCCCUCCUCGUCCCCCGCGCCCUUGGUCGUCGAGAUUGGCACCGGCUCGGGCAUCGUCGUCGCCUUCCUCAACGCCCAUGCGCGCACGCUCUUCGGCCACCGCCACCUGCUCACCUGCGGCGCCGACAUGAAUGCCUUUGCCUGCCGGGCCACCGUGCAGACCGUCCUCACGGCGGCCGCCGCCAACGCCGGCUCGCACGGCAUGUACCUGGGCUCGUGGACGGGGGACCUCGCGGGCGCGCUGAGGCCGCGCGAGGUGGACGUGCUGGUGUUCAACCCGCCGGUGGGACGACGGCGGCGAGCCGAGCUGGGACGACGAGGGCUACCUGCUGAGCCUGUCAUACGCGGGGGGCAGAGACGGCAUGGAGACGACGAAGAGGCUGGUUGGGAUGCUGCCGGGGGUUUUGUCGGCGAGGGGGUGCGCCUACCUGUUGCUGUGCAGGCAGAACCGGCCCGAGGAGGUGGCGACGAGGAUUGGCGAGCUGGAGGGGUCCUGGAGGGUUGA
Molecule: messenger RNA, 630 nt
Organism: Metarhizium acridum CQMa 102
Lineage: Eukaryota; Fungi; Ascomycota; Sordariomycetes; Hypocreales; Clavicipitaceae
Source: RefSeq, a predicted model, not a curated record